Thlaspi arvense is the source of this 1095-nucleotide messenger RNA. The record is from the annotation of a GenBank genome assembly. NCBI's taxonomy places the organism in Eukaryota, Viridiplantae, Streptophyta, Magnoliopsida, Brassicales, Brassicaceae.
AUGCAGGGGAAGAAAUUGAAAGGCGGUGAAAAUGGUGUUGUAAAACUAAAAGCGUUAAAUCGACAGAAGAUCAUUGCUCUGGAACAAGAUGUUGAAAAGCUUAGGAAGAAGCUUAGACUUGAAGAGAACAUUCACCGAGCAAUAGAGAGAGCAUUUAACAGACCUCUUGGAACACUUCCUCGUCUUCCGCCAUUUCUCCCUCCACAGAUUUUGGAGCUACUUGCGGAAGUGGCUGUCCUUGAAGAGGAAAUUGUUCGAAUGAUAUAUGAUGCUACUGCUUUCUUUCUAGAGAGUCUAAAAGGUAAAAACAACAAGUUGACUGCUAAUUCUACAAUCAAAAUGGAGGCGAAGAAAAUGUCUUUUGCUCAUACACAACUGGAUAAGAGUUUAGGAGAUCAGAAACUACAGGAAUGUCCAAUGCAUCGUAAAGGGAGGUCUUCUCGUGGAGCUGAUGAGAACUGUGACCCAAAUAAAAUUUCUGAGGAUUUAGUUAAAUGUCUUUCUAACAUUUACAUGAGAAUGAGCUCAGUAAAGAGCCAUGGCGCCGUUAGAAAAUCUCAAGAAAACAGUAAAGAUAAUAUGUUCAGAGAUCCUUAUGGAAUUUGCUCCAGCUUUAGAAGAAGGGAUAUUGGUCCAUAUAAGAGUUUCAUUAAUGUCCAAGCAGAUUCAAUAAACCGAAACAGAAUGUCAAGUUCCUCUGCGUUUCUCAUUCGCCGUCUGAAUGGUCUUCUUGAAAGACUUUCUUCAGUCAACCUGAAGAAACUUAAUCAGCAAGAGAAGUUAGCUUUCUGGAUAAACAUUUAUAACAGUUGCAUGAUGAAUGGCUUUCUUGAACAUGGAAUAGCAGAGAUUCCUGAGAUGGUGGUAAGACUAAUGCGAAAGGCGAUUAUAAAUGUGGGUGGACACUUUCUUAAUGCAAUUACAAUCGAACACUUCAUCCUGCGCUUACCGUUUCACUCAAAUUAUAGUUCCCCGAUUGAUUCAAAGGAAAAUGAAGUGGCAGCAAGGAGUAAAUUUGUAUUAGAAUUCUCCGAGCCACUUGUAACAUUUGCUCUCUCAUGUGGUAGCUGGUCCUCACCCGCUCAGCAUGCGUAG